GGGGAAGGAGUAGAGGCGAUUAUCCAAAGCGCGCUCACAGCUGAAAUAUUGGGGCCACAUGCAUCGGCAAAAGACGAGAACGCGCGCCCUGUGUCUUCUCUGCUUCCUUCUCGGAUACUGUCGUUUCCUGCAUUCCAGUUGAUUGGGAAGGGGGGCCGGGACGACCACUGAGUAGCGAAAUUCUAGGAUAAGAUGGAGGUUUGCGAGAGACUUUUGUGUCUGGCUGUGGUGUCCAGCGUUCUCUGCGUUGGCUCGGUUCUGGGGAAAUACGUGAGAGGUAUCGUCAACACCAAGGAGGACUGGUUGUUCCUUACUCGCUUCUGUUUUCUCACUGAUUUUGGACGUCUGGACUUCCGGUUCCGCUACCAAAAGUCGCGAUGCUGUCAGAAUAUAUUGCUCUACUUUGAUGACAGCUCUCAGUGGCCAGCUGUGUACAAGAAGCCGGACAAGGACUGCUACCAGAAGGAGGCGGUGUUGAGACCAGAGAAUAACCAGGUUAUCAACCUGACCACACGCUACACCUGGUCUGGCUGUGUGGUGGAAGGAGAGGGGGAUGAGGAGGUGCUGAGUUGUGUGGGAGGUCGUAGUUUCCGCUCGGUGAGGGAGAGAUGGUGGUACAUUGCUCUAAGCAAGUGUGGGGGGGAAGGUUUGCAGCUGGAGUAUGAGAUGAAGCUGACCAAUGGCCAGUCUUUCUGGACACAGCAUUUCUCUGCAGACGAGUUUGGGAUCCUGGAAACUGACAUCACGUUCCUGGUUAUCUUCUCCCUGGUCUUCAUCCUCUCAUGUUAUUUUGCCUAUAAUCUGAAAGGAAGGCAGCUUCUCCAUACGACAUAUAAGAUGUUUAUGACUGCGGCUGGUGUAGAGGUUGUCAGCCUUCUGUUCCACUGUAUCUACUGGGGCCUGUAUGCCAGAGAUGGAGUGGGCAACGGCAGUCUCAAGAUAAUGGGGAAAUUACUGUUCUCUGUCAGUUUCCUGGUGUUCCUACUGAUGCUGAUCCUGCUGGGAAAAGGCUUCACUGUCACCAGGGCGAGGAUCAGCCACAGUGGAUCUGUAAAGCUGUCCAUCUACAUGACAGUCUACACCGUCACCUAUAUCAUCCUCUUCAUAUACGAGGCAGAGUUCUUUGACCCAGGUGAGGUGCUGUAUGCAUAUGACAGCCCAGCGGGCUACGGUCUGAUGGGUCUCCAGCUGCUGGCCUACGUGUGGUUCUGUUACGCCGUCCUGAUCUCCCUCAAACACUACCCUGAGAAACAAUCCUUCUACAUCCCCUUCUUCACGGCAUACACACUCUGGUUUUUCGCGGUGCCCGUCAUGGCUCUGAUAGCUAACUUUGGCAUCCCUCGCUGGGCACGGGAGAAGAUCGUCAACGGCAUCCAACUGGGAAUCCACCUCUAUGCUCACAUCGUAUUCCUCGCUAUCACGCGGCCCUCUGCAGCCAAUAAGAACUUCCCGUACCACGUGCGGACCUCUCAGAUCGGGAUCCUACUGUCUAGCCCGAAGGCGGGUGUGGCGAGUGAGAGUUUCCCCCACCAUGCCUAUGGGAACAGCUCCUUCCUGGGCGACUCCCAGCCCAACUUCACAGAACUGUUCUCCAUCCAGUCGGGCCCAGUGAAGACGGUGGAGGAGACGGUGGGCCGGAAGGGACAGGAAGUGCAGAGGAACAGUGAGCAUAAGAUCAUCACCACCACGGCUGACCUGUCGUCACCUACCUUCCCCCCACUCCCUCCCCCCAUGCUCCCCCGCCUCUCUGCCCACUCCUCCCCUCCCCCUCCACGACUCCCCUCCCACUUUACCGAGUACUUCAGCAUGCAGGGGGGAGGGGGCGUGGGCACCAAGGCAUGAGACAGACAGAGAGAAAGAGGGACACAGAGAGAAGGAGAAAGAUCGAGAGGGAGGUGGAGGAAGAUCAGGUAGCACAGAAAACAGGUCAAGCUAUGUAUAGCCACGAGGGAAGGAGGGAUGGAUAUAAGGAGGAAGAGAAGGGGAAGUCAUCAUAAGCAGACAUGUGGAAUAGAAGUUUGAAACGUCCCAUUUUCACCUCUAAAUGGAGAGAAUGGGAAAUGGCUGUGAGUUAAAGUGCUGAGCUUGUAAAAGAAAGAGAAAAAGAAGCAAUAAAUAUUUGAACAUGAGCAGGGAGAGAGGCACCGGGAGGGAGAGAUGACAGAGUGGAUGUAGCCUGACCAAUAGAAUGAUAGGAGCGCACAGUGGAGACUGAACAAAACUCCUAUGAACACUUUUAUUCAAGAAUUUAUGAGGCAUCAAUGGAGGGGCUGAGGGAAACGUGUAAAUAGCUGAAGAGAAUGAGUUCCCAUUACUCUAAAAUAGUUGCAGAGUUUAUAUUACAAAAGGGAUGUUUUUUCCCCACAUUGUCAAAUUCCAAGUGGUGCUGUGACCAUUGCAGUUCUCAUGCCAUUACAUUGUACAAGAGUAAAAUUUUCACUCAUAUCCUGAAACAAUACAUUCAUGUUUUUUUCUUCAUGUUUGACAGAUGUUGUUAACACAAAAUAUUGAAUUUCUCCAUAUAUAAUAUGUUGGGAUGAUUUAUAUUCUUAGAUAUGCUGAUUGCUCCAGGCUUUAGGAUUGAUAUACUGAUGUUUAAGUGUACAAUGUUCAGUUUACUGUGGACCACUGAGGUACUGCUAAAACAAGCAUGUCUCUAAACUGAUUAUACUCCAUGUGCUCAUACAGUGCGCGUGCCUGUUGUACUACUAUUCAAUAACUUUGUAUAUUUCAUACCAUAUAGGCUAGUGAGGAGGUGUUAAUGUCACUUCUUCUUCUGGAACCUUAUGUCAUACUGUCCCCAGACAAUGGUUUCAACUCCCAAUACUACUGUUCAGCUCUCACUGGAGUGCAAGAUAUUAGCUUGCUCUGAAUGUAAUUCCUUGAUGUAUGUAGACCUUGGUGAAUGUAUUAAUGCAAUAGAGCACAAGGAAAGGGGUGGUUUUAAAGUUACAUUUUAUACUCUCUUAUACUAUACUUUUUUUUUACAUAGAAAUCAUACUUAUAGCUUGUUUUACUUUCAAUUUCAGCCUCCAUCCUUGACACAUGAUUUAAGGAGGGAAAGUUGUCCAGCGAGGAUAUGAACUAACUUCACAAUCACCCCCCCCCCCCCUGACUAGUAUGUAAUGAUGUCAUGUCAACUGUGUGAGGGGCUCAUUGUUGUUUAUCCAUAAGUAGGAACAGUAGUUCUUCCUGAACAUGAAAAGUCCUGGGCCCAUAAACAACUAAAGCAAACCUUUUCGAGUAACUGUGAAAGUAGUAGCACCAACGUCCUGUUUGUCCUGCAUGAAGCACUUUAAUGUUCCCCUUCUCUUAGUUUUCUGUUCCGCCAUUUAUUUCAAAGUGACUUUGAAUAGCGCUUUAAUCUGGAUCAUACGUAUCCACACACUACAUCCAAUGAUAUUCCGGUAUCAAAUAUACAAAUGUUACCUGUAGAUAUGUUCAUAUUAAUCAAUGUUAUCAAGUGUCAUUAUCAGACAUUUAAAAAUGUACAUGUAUCUUAAUAACAUGAAGUUGAUGAAAUAGCCUAAUGAUAUCAAUGUAAGGGGGGAGGGUGUAAUUCAUAAGACAGUGUCAAGGCCAAUUUACCACCUGUUUCUUCGAAGAAAUGGAAGUAAUGGAAGUAAUCAACUACAUUGUAUUUUUUUUGUAUAACUUGUUAAUAUUUCAGUAUGAAAUGUGCAACUCUCUUUAAUAUUUUUUUAAUCCAAUCUGUAAAAAAAAAUGGUGUGGGGGGAAAGAAUGGUGGUUAAUUGACUGUUUCUAAUGGUUUAAUUAAGAGCCCUUUAUUGUCUUUCUGUAGUAAUGUCUGGAGUAGGCUUGGUUUGGUCAGACUGGUACAGCACAUGUUAUGUACAUGAGAACAUACAGUCAAAGGUAUAAUGUAGUCUGUAAAAAAUGACACUUGAAUUAGAUUGUUCUGGUGUUCUAAAGGUUUUGUCUCUGUAGGCGUAUACAGUCGAAGUCGGAAGUUUACAUACACUUAGGUUGGAGUCAUUAAAACUCGUUUUUCAACCACACCACAAAUUUCUUGUUAACAAGUUUUGGCAAGUCAGUAUAGCCGUCAUACUGGUCAGGAAGGAGACUCGUUCUGUCUCCUAGAGAUGAACGUACUUUGGUGCGAAAAGUACAAAUCAAUCCCAGAACAAUAGCAAAGGAUCUUUUGACGAUGCUGGAGGAAACAUGGAACAAAAGUAUUUAUAUCCACAGUAAAACGAGUCCGAAAUCGACAUAACCUGAUAGGCCGCAUAGCAAGGAAGAAGCCACUGCUCCAAAACCUCCAUAAAAAAGCCAGACUACGGUUUGCAACUGCACAUCGGGACAAAGAUCGUACUUUUCUGAGAAAUGUCCUCUGGUCUGAUUAAACAAAAAUAGAACUGUUUGGCCAUAAUGACCAUCGUUAUGUUUGGAGCAAAAAGGGGGAGGUUUGCAAGCCGAAGAACACCAUCCCAACCGUGAAGCACGGGGGUGGCAGCAUCAUGUUGUGGGGGUGCUUUGCUGCAGGAGGGACUGGUGCACCUCACAAAAUAGAUGGCAUCAUGAGGAUGGAAAGUGAUGUGGAUAUAUUGUAGCAACAUCUCAAGACAUCAGUCAGGAAGUUGAAGCUUGGUCGCAAAUGGGUCUUCCAAAUGGACAAUGACCCCAAGCAUACUUCCAAAGUUGUGGCAAAAAGGACAACGAAGUUAUUGGAGUGGCCAUCACAAAGCCCUGACCUCAAUCCUAUAGAAAAUGUGUGGGGAGAACUGAAAAAGCGUGUGCGAGCAAGGAGGCCUACAAACCUGACUCAGUUACACCAGCUCUGUCAUGAGGAAUGGGCCAUAAUUCACCCAAUUUAUUGUGGGAAGCUUGUGGAAGGCUACCCGAAACGUUUGACCCAAUUUAAAGGCAAUGCUACCAAAUACUAAUUGAGUGUAUGUAAACUUCUGACCCACUGGGAAUGUGAUGAAAAAAAUAAAAGCUGAAAUAAAUCAUUCUCUACUAUUAUUAUGACAUUUCACAUUCUUAAAAUAAAGUGUUGAUCCUAACUGGCCCAAGACAGGGAAUUUUUACUAGGAUUAAAUGUCAGGAAUUGUGAAAAACUGAGUUUAAAUGUAUUUGGCUAAGGUGUAUGUAAACUUCCGACUUCAACUGUGUCUAUUGCCUUUACAGUCCACUUGUCCAUGGUUACGGAUGCCAUUACUUGACUGAAUAGAUUGAUAGACAGGCAGGUUCCAUUCAUCCUGUACAACAAGCUGCAUGAUCAACUUAUCUAUGGUAUUUUGUCUAUUAUACACAGACACAAGUGGAAGAGCAAAGGGAGAGAAGAGGGUUUUAUAUGCACGACAGACAACCGCACAGCUUCCUGGGUAUUUCGAGAGGUCUGGUUAAGAGCACAUAACUGAAGCACUGUUCGAAAUGAAUGCAUUGUAAAGGUGUCAAAUUAGGAUAUUCUGAAUACGCUGUACAUACACUUUUUGCCAAAUUAAAAUGGUUGGUUUUAUUA
Messenger RNA from Oncorhynchus kisutch (coho salmon), 5482 nucleotides. RefSeq names its product transmembrane protein 145. The transcript is spliced from 15 exons. The record is from RefSeq and is a predicted model, not a curated record. Lineage: Eukaryota; Metazoa; Chordata; Actinopteri; Salmoniformes; Salmonidae. Bases 193 to 1842 code for a protein of 549 amino acids. Gene Ontology annotation, biological process: G protein-coupled receptor signaling pathway; response to pheromone.